This is a messenger RNA of Beta vulgaris subsp. vulgaris (sugar beet), 812 nucleotides long. RefSeq lists its product as hypothetical. Lineage: Eukaryota; Viridiplantae; Streptophyta; Magnoliopsida; Caryophyllales; Amaranthaceae. Gene Ontology annotation, cellular component: NAD(P)H dehydrogenase complex (plastoquinone); chloroplast thylakoid membrane. Bases 122 to 682 code for a protein of 186 amino acids. Gene Ontology annotation, biological process: photosynthetic electron transport in photosystem I. The record is from RefSeq and is a predicted model, not a curated record. The transcript is spliced from 6 exons.
AAUUUAUUUAUUCCAAGAGUAAGAGAAAUAUGGGUGGAAAUGGUUGCCUUAUCCAUUUCCAUCCCAUGAAAGAACACAAAAAGGCUUGAACAUUUGAACACCAAACUAUCUUCUUACAAAAAUGGUUGAGACAAUCGCCAGUUUUACCUUAUGCAAGCCAAUAUACUCUCGUUUUAACCCUCUAAGUAUAAACACAAUUAACAAUAACUCUGCUAAUUUACUGCUUAAACAAUGUUCAAUUUCCAAAUUUGGCAAUGGGUUAUCUCACCAGGUUGAAAAAAGAGAAAGAGGCCAUGUUGAAAAAGUAAAUGCUUUACCAGAUUGGCCUUUAAUGGCAGUUUUGGUUGAGCAUAUUGAAGGACAAAGAGACCUCAUUACCCACAAAUCAAUUUGGCACCUUAGUGAUGAUGCCAUCAAGAAAGUUUAUACUUUCUAUGUAAUGUUCACUUGUUGGGGAUGUUGUUUCUUUGGUGCUACUAAAGAUCCAUACUAUGAUUCCGAGGAAUACAGGGGAGAUGGAGGAGAUGGAACAGGGCAUUGGGUCUAUGAGAAGCAAGAAGAUAUAGAAGAAUCAGCGAGAGCAGCAUUAUGGCGCGAGGAGCUAAUAGAAGAAAUUGAGCAGAAAGUUGGUGGCUUGAGAGAGUUGGAGGAUGCUGGUCGUAAGGAGGAGCUUGUUAAAUGAUGUGAUUUAAUUAAUUAUUCUAUUGUGCAUAUACAAUGCUUCUAUAUCCCUGUUUGUUAUAUAAUAUUGUGAUGUUAAGAAGAAUAAUUUCAUUUAACUAAAAAUGUACUCCUAUCUUUCCCAUGUCUCA